CUGCAAGCUUAUUUCCUCUACUUCACUUCAGUGCAUGGCAGUUAAAUGACUCAGCUCAGCAAGACAACCUCCACAUGUGAGACUCAAUGGAAAAUGUUGCUUCUUCAAGUCUUCACACUCAUAUAUCUGACCUCUGUCUGUGCAGCUCAAGAUGGAACUGCAAGCACACCUCCAGAAGAAACCUCUAAUGUGCCACCAACUUCCUACGAUCCCCCUGUGCCUUCCGUGACUUCAGAUCUUUCAGAUGUCUACAUAAAUGAGACAGUGGUCUUAAAAUGUAGUAUCAGUAGCAGCUCUGGCUGGACCUUCACCUGGGAGAAAAAUGGACAGCGGCUGUCUCAAAAUGCAGAUUUUUCUUUUCAAGAUCAGAAUUCGAAGCUUAAAAUAAGUGCAAAUAGAAAAGAUCUUUCUGGAAGUUAUACCUGCAGAGGAGAGAAGCAGGGAAAAGGUAGCAAAACUAGUAAAGCAACUGACGUCAAAGUUAAUGAGCCACCAGCACCCUUUCUGAUCCGGCAGACUGACUGGGCAGAUGUGUUUGUAAGUGAAGCAGUGAGUUUUAAAUGUGAACCGAACCUCCCUGCUGAAUGGAAAAUCAUCUGGUACAAAAACUAUCAACCUCUGGAUAAAGAGGGACCAUCAUUCAACAUCGAGUCAGUUACUGAAAACGAUAAAGGAGCAUAUGCAUGCCAAGCCAAGCUUAAAUCCAGACCUUUCAGCACUGGAUUCAGCAACACAACAAAUCUAAAUGUUAAAUCCAACAAUCCAAAGCUCACUCUAAGCAGAAGUCCAGACUUUGCCAUAUUCUAUCCUGAAGAAUCAAUCAACUUCACAUGUAAUGUUGAUGUCACCUCUGGAUGGAAAUAUCAGUGGUAUAAGGAUGGGGGAAAAAUCUCAGACUCCAGCAGUAACACCCAUACAAUCGCCUCUCUGAAGCCUUCCGACAAGGGAUGGUACCACUGCAAAGUCCAGAGAGGCAAAGGCCCGUUAUACGAGAGUAACAACGAAUCAGUAGAAGUUGCUGUCAACAAGCCCAAACCUGGUCUUACCAAAAGUCCAACCUUCCCUAUGUACCCUGGAGAAUCAAUCAACUUCACAUGUGAUGUUGCUAUGUACUCUGGAUGGGAAUAUGAGUGGUAUCAUAAAGGGGUCAAAAUUCCAUCUUUCAGCAGUAAAACAAUUACAAUAGGUCCUGUGACCCAUGGUGACAGAGGAGACUACCGAUGCCUUGCUAAGAGAGGCCAGCUGAGAACAGAUCAGAGUGACCCUGUUUCCCUGGAAGUCUCUGACCCACCAACACCAAUCCUGAAGCUGCUGAGCCCCUGGUCAGACGUUUUUGAAAAUGAGGUCUUGACGUUUAGCUGUGAAGUGAGCAGUUCUGAGUGGACCUUCACGUGGCACAAAAAUCAAAAUCUAAUUGCAGAUGAAAAAGGGUCAGUGCUCAACAACACAGCUGCCAAAGUGAGCGAUCGAGGGCAGUACUCCUGCAAAGUUCACCAUAAGCACAGAAAAGGAGUCAGCUCUGCAUCCAGCAACAUAUCUACUGUGUCCGUUUAUGACAAGUUACCAACACCCACAUUAAGCAGAGAUCCGAUUUUUACCCCAAUGUAUUCUGGAGAAACUGUGAAAUUAAAAUGCGCAGUAGAUGUUUCUUCUGGCUGGAGUUAUCGUUGGUACAAAGAUGGAAGCACUCUGAACAAACCUGGCAAGGAGUUAAGCAUAGACCUGAAGGUUUCUGAUAAGGGAGGAUAUUCUUGCGAAGCCACAAGAGGUGAACAAACAUCAACAGGACGUAGUAAAGAAACACAACUGGAUGUUCGAGAAAUUCCUGUUCCAUCACUGAGUCACAAAACACAGUGGCUGGAUGUGUUCCCCACUGAGAGCGUGCAGCUGAGCUGUAGGAUGGAGGGAAGUUCUGGCUGGACAUUCAUAUGGUACAAAGAUGGAAAGGAAUAUCAUGAAGGCACUGUCACUAACAAUGAAACGGAAAGCAUUCUUUCCAUCAGUCAAGCUUCACUCUCACACCGUGGACAAUACCUCUGCUCAGGAAGACUGAAGGGCAGGACUGUCAGCAGCCCAAAGAGCUCUUCAGUUGAGCUUCAAGUCUAUGACAAGUUACCAACACCCACAUUAAGCAGAGAUCCGAUUUUUACCCCAAUGUUUAUUGGAGAAACUGUGAAAUUAAAAUGCGCAGUAAAUGUUUCUUCUGGCUGGAGUUAUCAUUGGUACAAAAAUGGAAGCACUCUGAACAAACCUGGCACAGAGUUAAGCAUAGACCUGAAUCUUUCUGAUAAGGGAGGAUAUUCUUGCGAAGCCAGAAGAGGUGAAAAAACAUCAACAGGACGUAGUAAAGAAACACAACUGGAUGUUCGAGAUGGAAAACCAACAGUCACACUGACGCAGAAUCCCUCGGAUAAGUUGAUGCACACCAGUGAUUUGAUUUCCUUCACCUGUCAUGUCAAUAUCUCCUCUGGAUGGAAAUACAUAUGGUACAAAGAUAACAAACGAUUGACGUCAUCUGGAACCAUUCACCAAAUUGAUUCUGCUAAGACGUCAGACAGUGGAUCAUAUAGAUGCCAAGUUGAAAGGGAAACAACAACAACAUUUUCCUCAGACAGUCGGGAUGUAGAACUCAACAUUGAAGAGCGCCCAAAGGCCAAUAUAGUCCUUUUAACUACUUGGUCUGAGGUAUUUUCCACUGACAGCUUAAAGCUAGAAUGUGACGUGAUGGGCAGUUCAGACUCGUGGAACUAUACAUGGUAUAAAGAGGGCUUUAAUGUCAGUCGGUCGGUCUCAUCGACAUAUAAGGUCACGCCACAUAAUGACCCAGAGCAGAGCUUAUACACCUGUGAGGGCAUUCGCACCGAGAGACCAAUGUUUUCACAACGCAGCGACUCCUACAGAACCAAGAACCUCCUUUUAAAGAGGAGGAUCCUUCUUUCCAUCUCUGGUUGUCUUUUCUUUGGCAUCAUAGCUGUUUUCAUCGGAUGCGUUGCCCUAAGAAUCUUUCGUAAACCAGUUGCUGCAGAUGACAAGCAAGACGAGACCACUCUGUUUCUCACUAUGGCUCAGUUAAAGGACCGAAAUGAUGCACCAUGUCCUCUGGUUGAGUACAUCACUGAUGCGGAUAUGAAUCCACCUGACAAAGAAGGGGAGGAGAAUGGAACAAGCUGCAGUGAAGCAACAUCUCUCCCAAUAACAACGCUGGAUGAACAAGCUGCGACAACCAACGGGAAAGAGACAACAGAGAAUGGAGGCGGGAUGGUUUCUUUUCUGCAGUGAAUUACUAGAGUCGACCCUAAAAUGUUCUCUGGUGGUUACGUAUAUUUGAGAGACAGCUGCACAGCAUGUGGCUCGUCAAGCUCAGCAUAACAAAAAGUCUCUUGUCAUGACUUUCGAGCUAGCAAACUAGUGAUUUAUCUAUAUGACAUGAAAAGGUGUAAAUAAGAUGAUCAGGCAAAUGGAUUUAUUUAAUGGUCAGCACUUUCAGAUUUGGCAAAUGAAACUGUGUAGAUGUUUAUUUUUAUUUUACAUAAAUAACCUAGUAAAAAAAUGUAGAGUUGUGAAUAUUUUAGUGCAUUUUUGCUUCUUUCAGUUCAUGGUUCAGUUCUUCAAACAGACACCAGAUGCCAGUAUAACUUCUUCCAGUUUUGUUUUUAAUAUUUGUAAUGGUUCGUUACUGAAUGUAUUUUGCAUUGCUUUGCUCUUUUAGAAGCGACUCGUUGCAUCGUGUUUGAUAUAUUUAUCUACAAAUCGUGUACCUUCAUGUAUUAAUUGUUAAAAAUAAGAAGUAGAAAAUGUGCUCAUUCUGUUAAAAAUGUAUCCGCAGCGUCAAGUGUGACAGCAAAAAAUGAAAUAAAAACAAAUAAAAACGAA
Messenger RNA from Xiphophorus maculatus (southern platyfish), 3873 nucleotides. RefSeq names its product titin-like. Gene Ontology annotation, biological process: cell surface receptor signaling pathway. The transcript is spliced from 19 exons. Gene Ontology annotation, molecular function: transmembrane signaling receptor activity. Bases 46 to 3279 code for a protein of 1077 amino acids. NCBI's taxonomy places the organism in Eukaryota, Metazoa, Chordata, Actinopteri, Cyprinodontiformes, Poeciliidae. The record is from RefSeq and is a predicted model, not a curated record.